Molecule: messenger RNA, 1824 nt
Organism: Effrenium voratum
Lineage: Eukaryota; Dinophyceae; Suessiales; Symbiodiniaceae
Source: the annotation of a GenBank genome assembly
AUGAGGGCCUGGCAUCAGGCACCCUGCAAGUCUCCGUGUGGCCCAUGGCGAGUCACAUCUCGAGGCCAGCCACGUUUCAGAGGACUGAGGGCCCAAGACAGAUCGCGGAUGGCCUUUCCACUGGCCCUGGCUGCGGUCUCCGUCUCGCGAGGUUCGCAGCAAGCUGAAGAGGCCUUCCGCUUCCUCGGCCCGCGCCUCGCAGCCGCCACGGAACCCGCGGCUGCAAAAGCCUUCCUCCAGGAGGCUGCAGCAGUGGUGGCCGAGAUGCUUGCGAGCGGGCCCAAGAAGCGACGGGUGUCGCUGGAUGGCUUGGUGGAUCUUCGCCAGCGCAACGAGAGCCACCCACGCACCUGGCGCAAGCGUGUGCAUCAGGCGUUGCUGAACCUGAGCCGGUUUCUGCUGGAUGACCUGCAGCGUUUGGAAGCCUUACCUGCAGCAGUCAAGGCUGGCAGUUUGCGGCACUUCGUGGAGGAGGCCGUGGCGGAGAAGCGGCGGCUGCGGCGUCUGAGCCGGAGCUUUGGCAGCCUGCACGAGCAGGUUCUCCGAACCCGGAGUCCCAAUGCGGAGCUGGCGGCGGCAUAUCGCGACGCGGCGCUGGAGAACAUGCGAAAGAGGUGGAAUGUGGCCUUCCACGAGUGGUGCGCAGAGGCCAUCAUUUACUACUACCUCCUGGAUCGUAAGGUGCGCCAGCGGUGGGUUUACGGCUCUAGAGGGGACAGACCGCGCGAGACGGUCAUUUCCGGUGCGCUGCGCUUGGAACGUGGAUCGGACCGAUGUCUUCCACAGGGGCCUGCGGCAUGUCGCCAGCUUGCGGAGGAGCUUCCAGACAAGGUGAGGUUGCUGGAUGUCGGCAGCUGCGCUAACUACUUUGGCCGCCGCAGCGAGUUCGAGGUCACGGCCCUCGACUUGGCUCCAGCCGAGGAGAGCGUGCUAUCGUGCAACUGCUUGGAGCUGCGCAUAGGGCCCAGCGGCAGCAUGCCGGUCGUCAAGGAGGGCCUUCUACGGCAACUGCCUGCAGAGGGCUUCGACGUGGCGGUGCUGGCGCUGCUCCUCUCGUAUGUGCCGGAUCCUUUGAAUCGUGCACGCAUCGUGGCGAAGGUGCGCAAGCUGUUGCCUGCAAACAACAACGGGUUGCUCAUCAUCGCUGACACCGUGCCGGCCAUCGGCAGAUACGAGAGCAGCUCACGCCGCCCAUGCUGGAUCUCCAGUGUGGAGGCUGCGGGCUUCAGGCUGCUCCGCGAUCCGCAGAUGCACUUUGCGAAGCUGAGGGAUAGGACCGGCGUGGUGAAUCGCGCCGCCUGCUUCUCCUUCUGCACGGCAGCACGAGGCGAUGUGCUGCGCCCCCUGCGGUUGGUGCACGAAGAGAAGGCCUCGCGGUCCGACUUCCAAGCACAAGCUGGGGUCGGGGUUGGCACCUUCUAUGAGAUCUUGGGCAUUGGCAAGGAUGCGUCCUUCGAAGAAGUUCGGAAAGCUUAUUUGAGAGCAGCACUUCGAUGGCAUCCUGACAAAAACCCGCAAGACAAAGAUGUUGCGGAAUCUAAGUUCAAGCGCGUGGCACAAGCCUACAAGGUCCUGGGGAACUCGCUGCUGCGCUCUCAGUAUAACGCCUCAGGAGAAGCGGGGCUUGCCAAAGACUGGUGGCCCGACGAUCCGGAGGCCAGUAGGGACAUGGCGUACCAGUUCUUUAUUCAUCGCGUGCCUGGGCGCUCUGUGGCCGAUGGAUUCAGCGAGGCCAAGCUUCGCGAGAUCUUCCCACAUCUCUUCGGACACGGACCUGCGAGCCAAGCAGUUAAUGAGCAAUCCCAUAGAAAUAGCCGUUUAUGA